AUGUCGUUGAAGCAGGAAAUCGAGACCUGGGUUCAGGCACUGGCUCAUUACGAUAACAACGAGUUCGAAGAUGCCAUCGCCGUCUUUGCUGGCAUCGCAGACACAUCCAAGAUCCUCUUCAACUGCGGCGUCAUCUACGCUACGCUGGGCGAGCAUGUCAAAGCAGUGGACUGCUACCAGCGAGCCAUCGCCCUGGACAAGUACCUCGCCAUCGCGUACUUCCAGCAGGGCGUGUCGAACUUCCUCAUCGGCGACUUCGAAGAGGCCCUCGCCAACUUCAACGAUACCCUGCUGUACCUGCGAGGCAACACGACGAUAGACUACGAGCAGCUCGGCCUCAAGUACAAGCUCUACUCGUGCGAGGUCCUCUUCAACCGCGGGCUGUGCUAUAUCUACUUGCAGGAGGUCGAGUCGGGCAUGAACGAUCUGACCUACGCUGCAAAGGAAAAGGCAAAGCCAGACCACGAUGUCAUCGAUGAAGCCAUUGCGGAGACUGCCGAGGGAUAUACGGUGUUCUCCAUACCAGUUGGUGUGAUAUAUCGACCGAGCGAGGCCAAGGUCAAGAAUCUCAAGACCAAGGAAUAUCUCGGCAAAGCGAGGCUGGUGGCUGCGUCUGAUAGGGCCAACACCUUCACUGGCUUCCAGGGUCAUGAGACAAAGGUGCCUGUCUUUGAAAGCUCCCGGGACGACCGGCCGCCUGAGAACAUCUCAUACGGGGCUACCAACCUCGUGCAGAAGAACAUCGGAGCCAGGAGCAGACAGCAGUCUGAACCGCCCAUCAGCAGAAAUGCGUUCCCUCCAACACCACCUCCAGACGAGAAGGCUGCCUCCUCUCUCGUACCUGGUAACGGAUCUACCGGCAGCUUGGCCCGCAAACAGUCCCUGACCAGGGCAACUCGGCCCCCAGUUCUAGAGUUGGGACGAACGUCCUCUGAACAGCCACAGUCCAUUGGCGGAUCAACAGUGGUAGACAACCAGCCAACAAAAGUCCAACAGGAAAAACCCCGGGUUGGCACCAUCCGUACAGCCUCUGAGCCACGGGGGCCAGCCUCGAGACUCUCAGCCAUCCGCUACGGCCCUCCUCCAAACGGCAAGCUGCUCUUCCGCGAGACCACCGGCCAACAUCGACGACCCAUGUCCAACAUUUCCCCCUUGUCAGAGGAGCCACAGGCCUACUAUACCAUGUACGCCGCCGGACCAGGGCCAGGCUACACCACCGAAAACGGCCACACCCGACUCCCUGAAUACAUCAACGAGGAAGGCUACGAGUCCGGGACCCCCGACGAAGACUCAGGAGACGGCAUCCAGUUUGAGAUGGUCGGUGCCCAUCCACCCCAACACCAACUCUCCAGCCGCCGCCGCCACUCCUCCCGCCGUCCCGAAAUCAAAAAGAUCCGCGUCAAGGUCCAUGCCGACUCAGACACGCGCUUUAUCAUGAUCACUCCCACUACAGAAUACGAAGAGUUCGAAAACAAGAUCCGUGAAAAGUUCGGGUUCAAAGGUAACCUAAAGAUUAAAAUGCAGGACGACGGGGAUAUGGUCACCCUUGCAGACCAGGAUGACCUCGACAUGCUCGUGGCUGCGGCCAAGCAGGCGGCUCGAAAGGAGAACAAUGAUAUGGGCAAGACGGAGAUCUGGGUUAUUGAGAUCCUGUGA
Molecule: messenger RNA, 1656 nt
Organism: Nannizzia gypsea CBS 118893
Lineage: Eukaryota; Fungi; Ascomycota; Eurotiomycetes; Onygenales; Arthrodermataceae
Exons: 5
Coding region: 1-1656 (551 amino acids)
Molecular function (GO): protein binding
Source: RefSeq, a predicted model, not a curated record